AUGAAGCAAAAGACCCAUUUUGUCUGGGAGAUUGUUGAUUUACAAAUUACGUGUGAGGAAUAUCAGUUUCAGUGCAAAAACAGACUUUGCAUCCCUUCAGAGUGGAAAUGUGAUGGAGAAGAAGACUGUACUGAUGGAAGUGAUGAACAUUUCUGUGCCCAGUCCACUUGCAGUUCUCUAGAAUUCACAUGCUCCAGUGGCCGAUGUGUUUCUCAGACUUUUGUGUGCAAUGGGGAAGAUGACUGUGGUGAUGGAAGUGAUGAACAAGGGUGUCGUACACCUAUCUGUGGGCCACAUGAGUUUCAGUGCAAGAACUCUGAGUGUAUCCCACUGACCUGGGUGUGUGACAACAAUGCUGACUGCACUGAUCGAUCUGAUGAAUCUCGAGACAGCUGUGGCCAUACCCUUCCUCCUCCUGUGACCUGUUCUCCGAGUGAAAUGCCAUGUGAUUCAGGAGAAUGUAUCCACCGCCUAUGGUACUGCGAUGGUGGGAUUGACUGCAAAGAUGGAAGUGAUGAAGCUAAUUGUUCUGUUCAAACGUGUAGACCAGAUCAGUUCAGAUGUGGUGAUGGCAGCUGCAUCCCUGAAAGCUGGGAAUGUAACAAAAUGAUGAACUGCAUUGAUGGCAGCGAUGAGGUCAACUGCACAAAAGUUCCAACAUGCACAGGGCCUACUGAUUUCAAGUGCCAAAGCGGAGAAUGCAUACAAAUAAACCAAGUGUGUAACCGCUAUCUGGACUGCAAGGACUGGAGUGAUGAACCCUUCAAAAGUUGCCAUGUGAACGAAUGCUUGGACAACAGUGGUGGCUGCUCUCACCUGUGCAAGGAUCGUCCCAUUGGGUAUGAAUGUCAUUGUCCUGAUGGCUUUGAGUUGAUUGACCAGAAAACAUGUGGAGAUGUCGAUGAGUGUCAGAAGCCUGGAACUUGCGGUCAAAUUUGCAUCAAUCUGAAAGGAAGCUAUAAAUGUGAAUGUCAUACAGGCUAUCACAUUGAUCCAACCACUGGAGUUUGCAAGGGAAUAGGAACAGAGCCUUAUCUAUUCUUUACUGAUCACCACGAUAUCAGGAAACUAGGACUUCACAGCAAGGAGUACACAAAGGUAGCUCUGGAACUGAGAAAUGUGAUAUCGCUAGACACUGAUAUUGCUGCACAAAGAAUUUUCUGGGGUGAUUUGGGACAGAAGACAAUUUUCAGUAUGUCCAUAGAUAAACAAGAAGACAACCCAGUGUAUUCCAUUCUUAAGGGUUCCCAUAUUCCUGUGGGCAUUGCUGUGGAUUGGAUCUACAAGCACAUCUACUGGACUGAUGCCAGCAAUAAAACCAUAUCCGUGGCUACCUUUGAUGGAAUCAAAAUGAAGAUUCUCUUUGACACUGACCUCAGGGAGCCAUCUUCUGUGGCAGUUGAUCCACUAUCCGGGUUCAUUUACUGGUCAGACUGGGGUGAACCAGCAGUAAUAGAAAAAGCAGGGAUGAACGGUGUUGAUCGUCAGCUCCUGGUUACCCAAGAUAUUCAGUGGCCAAAUGGCAUUGCACUAGACCUUGUGAAUAGCCACCUUUAUUGGGUUGAUUCAAAAGUACACAGCCUGUCAUGUGUAAGCUUAAAUGGCCAGGAUAGAAGAACCGUGCUACAGUCUCAGGAAUUCCUUGCUCAUCCUUUCAGUCUCGCAAUAUUUGAGGAUCAUGUCUUCUGGAUUGAUGGAGGGAAUGAAGCUCUCUUUCGAGCCAGUAAGCUAACAGGAGAGAAUGUGGUGACUUUAGCUUCCAACCUGAAAGAACCUCGAGACAUCAUUGUGUACCAUGAACUAAUUCAGCCACCUGGCAUAAAUUGGUGCAAUGACGGUGUUACGAAUGGAGGCUGUGAAUACCUGUGUCUCCCUGCUCCUCAGAUCAACACUCAGUCCCUAAAAUACUCCUGUGUGUGUCCCUCUGGGAUGCAGUUGAAGGCAGAUGGACAAGUGUGUACAAAUGAUACCAGUAGAUGCCAUGUCAAUGAAUUCAGCUGUGGUGCUGGAUCUCUUCGUUGUAUUCCUGUCUCCUGGAAAUGUAAUGGAGGAAAGGACUGUGAUGACAGCAGUGACGAGGAUAAUUGUGCCCAGCCUUCUUGCAAUCCAUUAGAAUUCACAUGCUCCAGUGGGCGUUGUGUUUCCAAGACCUUUGUUUGCAAUGGGGAGGAUGACUGUGAUGAUGGAAGUGACGAACAAGGGUGUCGUACACCUACCUGUGGGCCACAUGAGUUUCAGUGUAAUAAUUUGGAGUGUAUCCCACUGACCUGGGUGUGUGAUACCAAAAAUGACUGUUCAGAUGACUCUGAUGAAUCUGCAAGCUUCUGUAUGCGCACCCUUUCUCCUGUAACCUGUUCUCCUAGUGACUUCCAGUGUAGUUCAGGUGAAUGCGUUCACCACCUCUGGCACUGUGACGGAGACCUUGACUGUAAAGAUGGAAGUGAUGAAGUGAGCUGCCCAACUCAAACAUGUAGACCAGAUUACUUUAGAUGUGAUGACGGCAACUGUAUUCAUGGAAGAAGGAAAUGUGAUGAGUUUAAGGACUGCAAUGAUGGCAGUGACGAGGUCAACUGCAAGAAUGUUUCAGAGUGCAAGGGACCAAAUGACUUCAAGUGUCAAAGUGGAGAAUGUAUAGACAUCGCCAAAGUAUGUAACCGUAUUCAGGACUGUAGGGACUGGAGUGAUGAGCCCUUUAAUGGAUGUAAGUUGAAUGAGUGCCUGGUGAACAAUGGUGGCUGCUCUGACAUCUGCAAGAAUCUGGUCCUUGGUUACGAAUGUGAUUGCCCAUCUGGUUUGGAGUUGGUUGAUGGAAAGAACUGUGGUGAUAUUGAUGAGUGCCAAAACCCUGGAACCUGCAGUCAACUUUGCAUCAAUUUAAAAGGAAGUUAUAAAUGUGAAUGUCGUGCAGGAUACCGCAUGGAUCCAGCUUCCGGAUUUUGCAAGGCAGUAGGAAAGGAACCCUACCUGAUCUUCACUAAUCGCCAUGACAUUAGGAAACUGGGACUCCACCACAAAGAGUACACCCAGAUAGCUGUGCAGCUGCGAAAUGCAGUGGCGUUAGAUGCUGACAUUGCUGCACAGAGGAUUUUCUGGCCUGACUUGGGAGAGCAGGCGAUUUUCAGCAUGUCCAUGGAUAAGUGGGAAGGCACAGCUGGUAUACCCAGACUGGUCAAGGGUGCCCAAAUGCCUGUGGGAAUUGCUGUGGACUGGAUCUACAAACACAUCUACUGGACUGAUCGUGGGACUAAAACCAUAUCUGUGGCUACCUUUGAUGGAACCAAAUCUAAGAUUCUUUUUGACACUGACUUGAGGGAACUAGCUUCUGUAGCAGUUGAUCCGCUAACAGGAUUCAUUUACUGGUCUGACCUGGGAGAACAAGCUGCCAUUGAAAAAGCAGGAAUGAAUGGUGGUCAUCGCCAACUCCUGGUUAACACCAACAUUCAAUGGCCAAAUGGCAUUGCCCUUGAUUUUGUGAAAAGCCGCCUCUAUUGGGUUGACUCCAAACUGCAUAUGGUAUCGAGUGUGGACCUAAAUGGUCAAAAUAGAAUUGACCUCUUCUCCCAGUUCCUCGUUCAUCCUUAUGCUGUAGCGUUCUAUGAGGAUCGUAUCUUCUGGACUGAUGGGGAGAAUAACACCAUCUAUGAAGCCAACAAAUUCACAGGAGCGGAUGUGGUGGUUUUAGCUUCUAGCCUUAAAGAACCUCGGGGCAUCAUUGUCUAUCAUGAGCUGAUGCAACCAUCUGGCAGAAACUGGUGCAAUGAGAGCUUGCAGAAUGGAGGCUGUGAAUUCCUGUGUCUCCCUGCUCCUCAGAUCAACAGUCAUUCCCCAAAAUACACUUGUGUCUGUCCAUCAGGAAAGAACCCAGAUAAAGGGGAACCAUGUAGAACUGCCAAGGUUACUUGCAGAGAGUCUGACUUCAGGUGCCACAAUGGAAGAUGUGUAAUUGGGAAAUGGCGGUGUGAUGGGAAUCCUGACUGCGAGGAUGGAUCUGAUGAAUAUCCAGAACUCUGUCAGACUAGUUCAUGCAAUAUCAAUGAAAUUGCCUGUGGCCCUGGAUCUCUUCAUUGUAUUCCUGUCUCCUGGAAAUGUGAUGGAGAAAAGGACUGUGAUGAUGGCAGUGACGAGGAGAACUGCGCCCCACUUACUUGCAGUCCAUUGGAGUUCACAUGCUCCAGUGGUCGAUGUGUUUCAAAGACCUUUGUCUGCAAUGGGGAGGACGACUGUGGUGAUGGAAGUGAUGAAUACAACUGCGUUCUUCUGGCCUGUGGCCCUCACCAAUUUCAGUGCAGCAGUUCUGACUGUAUCCCACUGAACUGGGUGUGUGAUGACAAUGCUGACUGUACAGACAAGUCUGACGAGUCUCCAGCCUUCUGUGGGCACACACUUCCCCCUCUUGUCACCUGUUCUCUGAAUGAGGUUCAGUGUGGUUCAGGGGAAUGUCUCCACCGGCAAUGGUAUUGUGAUGGCGACGCUGACUGCAAAGAUGGAAGUGAUGAAGUUGAUUGUCCUCCAAAAACGUGUCGCCCAGAUCACUUCCGAUGUAGUGAUGGCAGCUGUUUCCCUCAAAACAAAAAAUGCAACGGAUUUCAAGAUUGUGUUGAUGGCAGUGAUGAAGUUGAUUGUGAAAAUGGCAAGUAUAUAAAUCCACAAGUUAACCUUGACUUAUGAACUGUUAAUUUUGAAGCUCUUAACUAGCUUGUUCUUUCUGCAGCUGUAGAGUGUACAGGGCCAACACUAUUUGAGUGUGGGAGUGGCGAAUGUAUAGACUUUAACCUAGUAUGUAACCGUCGCCAGGAUUGCAGGGACUGGAGUGAUGAACCCCUCAAAACAUGUAAUGUGAAUGAAUGUUUUGUGAGCAAUGGUGGCUGCUCCCACGUCUGCAGAGACCUGGUCAUUGGUUAUGAAUGCGGGUGCCCUAUUGGUUUUGAGUUGGUUGAUGAAAGAAACUGUGACGAUAUUGAUGAAUGUCUCAACCCUGGAACCUGUAGUCAAAUUUGCAUCAACUCAAAAGGAAGCUAUAAAUGUGAAUGCCAAGCAGGAUUUCGCAUGGAUUCAGCUAAUGAGACAUGCAAGGCAGUAGGAAAAGAGCCCACCUUGAUCUUCACUAAUCAUCAUGACAUCAGGAAACUAGGUCUGCAUCACAAAGAGUACACUCAGGUCGCUGUACACAUGAGAAAUGUUGUGGCGCUGGAUGCUGAUGUUGCAGCCCAAAUGAUCUUCUGGGCUGACCUAGGAGAGUGUGCAAUUUUCAGAUUGUCCAUGGCUAAAUGGGAAGGAGUUUCCAAAAUAAUUGAUGCCCAAAUGCCUGUGGGAAUUGCUGUGGACUGGAUCUACAAGCACAUCUACUGGACUGAUCGUAGCGCUAAAACAAUAUCUGUGGCUACCUUUGAUGGAACCAAGAUGACGAUUCUUUUUGACACUGACCUAACGGAACCAGCUUCUGUAGCAGUUGAUCCUCUAUCGGGGUUCAUUUACUGGUCAGACUGCGGUGAACCAGCAAAGAUUGAAAAAUCGGGCAUGAACGGUGUUGAUCGUCAGCUUCUAGUUGCCAAAGAGAUUCAGUGUCCAACUGGCAUUGCAUUAGAUCUUGUGAAAAGCCGCCUCUAUUGGGUAGAUUCAAAGCUGCAUACUUUGUCAAGUGUGGACCUCAAUGGACAUGUUAGAAGAACCGUGAUCCAGUCUAAAGAUUCCCUUAUUCAUCCAUAUGCUGUUUCUGUGUUUGAGGAUCAAGUCUUUUGGACAGAUGGGGAGAAUGGAACCAUAUAUGGAGCCAACAAAUAUACAGGAGAAGAUCUGGUGGCUUUAGCCUCUAACCUUAAGGAACCUCAGGAUCUUAUUGUUUAUCAUGAGCUAAUACAACCAAUUGGCAUAAACUGGUGCAAUGAAAGUUUGAAGAAUGGAGACUGUGAAUAUCUCUGUCUCCCUGCUCCUCAGAUCAAUGGUCACUCUCCAAAAUAUGCUUGUGCAUGUCCAUCUGGCAUGCAUCUGGAGGAUGGACAGAGGUGUGGAUUGGACAUAAGAGCUUGUCCUAUCAAUAAGCUGAGCUGUGACCCUGAAUCUGUACACUGCAUUCCUGUUGCCUGGAAAUGUGAUGGAGAAAAGGACUGUGAAAAUGGAAGUGAUGAGGAAAACUGUGCCCAGCCAACUUGCAGUCCACUAGAAUUCAUGUGCUUCAGUGGUCGAUGUGUUUCUAAGACCUUUGUGUGCAAUGGGGAAGAUGACUGUGGUGAUGGAAGUGAUGAACAAGAAUGUCGUACACCUAUUUGUGGGUCACAUGAGUUUCAGUGCAAGAAUUCUGAGUGUAUCCCACUGACCUGGGUGUGUGAUGACAAUGCUGACUGCACUGACCAGUCUGAUGAAUCUCUAGAUAACUGUGGACAUACCCUUCCUCCUGUCAUGUGUUCCUUUAGUGAGACCCAGUGUGGUUCUGGUGAAUGUGUCCACCACAAGUGGUACUGUGAUGGAGAUGCUGACUGUAAAGAUGGGAGUGACGAAGUGAAUUGUCCUCCUCGCACAUGUAGACCCGAUCAGUUCACAUGUAGUGAUGGCACUUGUAUCCGUGAGGACUGGAGGUGCAAUGAAAUGUGGGAUUGUGUUGAUGGCAGUGAUGAAGUUAACUGUACAAAUGCUGCUGAGUGUCUUGGCCCAUUUGACUUCAAGUGUCAAAAUGGAGAAUGCAUAGCUGUUACCCAAGUGUGCAACCAACAGCUUGACUGUCAGGAUUGGAGUGAUGAACCUUUGUAUUGUAAUCUGAAUGAAUGCUUGGUAGACAAUGGUGGCUGCUCCCAUGUAUGUAGAGAUCUCCCUAUUGGCUCAGAAUGUGAUUGCCCAUCUGGUUUCAAGCUGGUUGAUGGGAAAACAUGUGGAGAUGUUGAUGAAUGCCUGAGCCCUGGGACCUGCAGUCAAAUUUGCAUCAAUUUAAAAGGAAGUUAUAAAUGUGAUUGUCAUGCAGGAUAUCUUCUGGAUCCAGCUACUGGGCUUUGUAAAGCAGCAGGAAAAGAGCCUUAUUUAAUCUUCACUAAUCGCCAUGACAUCAGGAAACUAGGAGUCCACCACAAAGAGUACACCCAGAUAGCUGUCCAGCUGAGAAAUGCAGUGGCGUUAGAUGCUGACAUUAUUGAACAGAGGAUCUUCUGGGCUGACUUGGCAGAGCGGGCAAUUUUCAGCAUGUCCAUGGAUAAGCAAAGUACCAAUGGUGUUUUCAAAGUCAUUAGUGGUGUACAAAUCCAUGUGGGUCUCGCUGUGGACUGGAUCUAUAAGCACAUUUACUGGACCAGUUUGGAUAUUCAGGCAAUAUCUAUGGCUACUUUUGAUGGAAACAAAGUGAAGACUCUCUUUGACACUGACCUAAGGGAACCAGCUUCUAUAGCAGUUGAUCCAAUAUCAGGGUUCAUUUACUGGUCAGACUGUGGUGAGCCAGCAACAAUUGAGAAAGCAGGAAUGAAUGGUGCUGGUGGUCGCCAGCUCCUAGUUACCAAAGGGAUUCAGUGGCCAAACGACAUUACCCUUGAUCUUGUGAAAAGCCGUCUCUACUGGGUUGACUCAAAGAUGCACAUAUUGUCCAGUGUGGACUUAAAUGGACAGGAUAGAAGAACGGUGGUCCAAUCAAAGGAAUUCCUCACUCAUCCUUUCGGUGUUGCAAUAUUUGAGGACCAUGUUUUCUGGACAGAUUGGGAGAAAAAAUCUGUCUACGGAGCCAAUAAGUUCACCGGUGAGGACAUUGUGAAUUUAGCCUCAAACCUUAAGGAACCUCAAGACAUCAUUAUUUAUCAUGAGCUAACUCAGCCACCAGGUGAAAACUGGUGCAAUAAGCACUUUAUGAAUGGAGGCUGUGAAUACCUCUGUCUCCCUGCUCCUCAAGUACAUGGUUAUUCUCCAAAAUACACCUGUGUGUGUCCACCUGGAAUGGAACUAGAACACGAUGAAAAACAUUGUAAAGCAGUUAAGACUAAGUCAUCUAUCUGGUAA
Callorhinchus milii (elephant shark) is the source of this 7968-nucleotide messenger RNA. Its product is annotated as low-density lipoprotein receptor-related protein 2. NCBI's taxonomy places the organism in Eukaryota, Metazoa, Chordata, Chondrichthyes, Chimaeriformes, Callorhinchidae. Gene Ontology annotation, molecular function: protein binding; calcium ion binding. The record is from RefSeq and is a predicted model, not a curated record.